ACAGCGGGCGGCAUAGACGCUGAGCUAAAGAAAAAUGUGUGUUGUUGUUGGGGGCAAACAAACAACAAUGCCACGGCUAGUCACAAUGACAACAGCAAUAACAAUAGCAGCAACAACAUGCUGUGCAGCGGCGGCCGAGGCGAUGGCGACAGCGGCAGCGACCACGCCGACUUCAAUGAAGCAAAUUUGUGAGCUUUUAUAUCAGUCUGCGUUUGAACGUGUAACGAAAAAGUUUCCAGAUAUUUUUGACUCCCAAGUGAAAGUGGCGAAGAACGAAAAUAAGAAAUUGAAAAGUGAUCUUAUAUAAAUUUAUGUACAUAUAUCUUAGAGAAGCGUAAUACAUUUUUAUAAUUAUAUAAACAAAAAUUAAUUUUUUUUUUAAUUUUUGUGAGAAAAAUUUCUAAUUUGCUCUUCGCAAACACUAAAUGGCAUUUUAAUUACAACAAGUGCAACUGCAUCAGUGUAGGAUUGCCAGAGCAUCGCUUACUGCGUACAUCUACUGCAGAGAUCGUCAAGACACCCACGCAAUCGACGCCGCAUUUGAGAUAACUUAAUUUUGCAAAAAUAAGAACAAGAAAAACAUCUCAAAAAUUGCGGUGAAUUUUAUGAGCAUCUUUAAUUAACACAAACAUAGGCACAUUUGCAGUUCAUAUUUAAUUUUCCUAGAGCAAGUGGCGUUGCAAAGAAUUUGACUGCGCCGAUUUUGUGUGGAAUUCAAAAAAGAAACAAAAACAAAUUAUUUAUGAGAAUUUAACAGCUGUUAACGGGUUGUGGUGAUUUAAUAAAAACAAACUUUGCUGGAAAAGCUAAAUAAACUGCAAGUGGAUAAACAAAAAUACAGUGGUAACAUACAAACCUAAUAAAAUCGUAAUAUAAAUAAACAACAACACACUAGCAAACCACUAGACGUGAAAAUGGGCUGCGCUACGACCACCGUAAAAAUAUCGUCGAUUAUCUUAAAUACACUUUUGGCGCUUUUUAGCAUUGCCGCCAUUGUGUUGAUCGCCGUCAAUCCGGGCUCGGUGCCAGAUGACUGGGACAUACCCGCCUACAUCAUCUUCGGCUUAGUCAUAUUGUUCGCCGUUCUAGGCUGUGUUGCUGCAUUGCGUGAGUCAAUUUGCCUCACGGUGACCUGCGCCGUUUUCCUGUUGUUGUUGGCAAUUCUACAGAUCGCCGUUACGAUCAACAUUUUGAAUGAUCGUCAAACGCAGAGCGGCAUUGCCAUAGUAGAGGACGCUUGGGAUCACGAUAAAAUUGAUGCUUUGCAGCGGGAGUAUGAGUGCUGUGGCAAGGACAGCUCACAGGAUUAUAUACUGUUGAAUCGUCAGAUACCGCUCAGCUGCUAUGAGAAUCAAAACGAUGCGGAUGCAAAUAAUAUCUACACCGAAGGUUGCAGUGCCAAAUUGCAGCAAUACUACGACAGUGAGACCACGAGUAUCGCUGCGGCGUCGUGGAUAAUUGCGGCCAUUGAGAUAAUUGGCUUUUUGCUGGCCGUAUUUUUGGUCAUCAAUUUCCGCAAUAAACAAAGACGCAUGCAGUUCUAAAUUGUUGCAGCGCUGGGUGUGGUUCAGUACAAAUUUAUCACGAAUGUCUCGAAUAUGGAUUGAUGUUGCGCGUAUAAUACUCUUGUAUUCUGCUUGAAGAAAUUGCCUUUUCAUUUGUGCAAUUAUUGUAAUUUAUUUGUUGUGUAUUUAUUGUAUUCAAUACUCAUUGAUAUGGCUUCUGCAGAGUAAUCGAUUAAAUUAUAAAAAUACAUGUGAUUAAGAAUUUGUUCAGA
Messenger RNA from Zeugodacus cucurbitae (melon fly), 1777 nucleotides. RefSeq names its product protein late bloomer. Lineage: Eukaryota; Metazoa; Arthropoda; Insecta; Diptera; Tephritidae. The coding region runs from base 915 to 1544 and encodes 209 amino acids. The transcript has 4 exons. Gene Ontology annotation, cellular component: membrane. The record is from RefSeq and is a predicted model, not a curated record.